AUGCCGGCGAGGCUCUCCUGGCCCGAAGCCGCGGCACUGGCGCUACUGACACUUGUCCUGCUGGUCACCCUUUGCCGGCACCUGUGGGCGCUGCGCUGGAGCCUAAGCCGGGACCGUGCCAGCGCCCUGCCCCUGCCCAAGGGCUCCAUGGGCUGGCCCUUCUUCGGAGAGACCCUGCACUGGCUGCUCCAGGGCUCCCGCUUCCACAGCUCCCGGCGAGAGAGGUAUGGAAACGUCUUCAAGACCCACCUCCUGGGCCGGCCGGUGGUGCGGGUGACGGGCGCUGAGAACAUCCGCAAGAUCCUGCUGGGUGAGCACACACUAGUUAGCACGCAGUGGCCCCAGAGCACCCAGAUCAUCCUGGGCUCCCACACUCUGCUAGGCUCCAUCGGUGACCUGCACCGCCAGCGCCGCAAGAUCCUGGCCAGAGUGUUCAGCCGCACUGCCCUGGAGAGCUACCUUCCACGGAUCCAGAAGGUUGUGAGCUGGGAGCUGCGGGGCUGGUGCAUGGAGCCAGGCUCUGUCGCAGUUUAUUCCUCAGCUAAAACCUUAACUUUCCGCAUUGCAGCUCAGAUUCUGCUGGGGCUCCGCCUGGAGGAAAAGCAGUUCAAGAACCUGGCCAAAACUUUUGAACAGCUGGUGGAGAACCUCUUCUCCCUUCCCCUCAACAUACCCUUCGGUGGGCUGCGCAAGGGAAUCAAAGCACGGGACAUGCUACAUGAGUUUAUGGAGAAGGCUAUACAGGAAAAGCUACAGAGAAACAAUCCAGAAGAUCACAGCGAUGCUCUGGAUUUCAUAAUAAAUAGUGCCAAGGAGCAUGGCAAAGAAUUCACUAUGCAAGAGCUAAAGGAGACAGCGAUUGAGCUCAUAUUUGCUGCUUUUUUCACUACGGCUAGUGCUAGCACCUCUCUGAUCCUCCUGCUACUGAAGCACCCUUCAGUGAUUGUAAAAAUAAGGCAGGAGCUGGCUUCUCACGAGCUGUACCGGCAGUGUGAGCACUGCUCUGCAGGAUCCUGCCCAGACACCCUGACUACCCAGAGCAGGGAUAGCAAGAAGCCACUUCUCCCUGGGGUCAAAGAUACUUGCAAGGACCAGACCCAGCCUCUUGAGCAAAGUUCCUCCCAGUCUCAUGCCCCAGCGGAUCCCACCCUAUGCACUGGCCCCCAGGUCCAGGUGCCAUGGAGACAGAGCUGUUGCUGCCCCUCGGACAUGAGCCUGGAGAAGCUGAGCCGCCUGCGCUACCUGGACUGUGUGAUUAAGGAGGUGCUGCGAGUGCUGCCCCCUGUCUCCGGAGGCUACAGAACAGCACUGCAGACUUUUGAGCUGGAUGGCUACCAGAUCCCCAAAGGCUGGAGCGUCAUGUACAGCAUUCGUGACACACAUGAGACAGCUGCCAUCUACCAGAGUCCCACCAGUGGCUUUGACCCAGACCGCUUUGGUACCACCCAAAUGGAGGCUGUGAGCCGCUUUCACUACAUCCCUUUUGGUGGUGGGGCACGGAGCUGUAUCGGGAAGGAGCUGGCACAGGCCAUCCUCAAGCUGCUGGCCAUUGAGUUGGUCAGCACAGCCCGCUGGGAGCUGGCCACCCCUGGCUACCCUGCCAUGCAGACCGUGCCCAUUGUUCAUCCUGUUGAUGAUGGGCUGCAGCUCUAUUUCCACUCCUUGCAGCCCAGCCACAGCAGCAAGACCUGA
Molecule: messenger RNA, 1692 nt
Organism: Pogoniulus pusillus (Red-fronted tinkerbird)
Lineage: Eukaryota; Metazoa; Chordata; Aves; Piciformes; Lybiidae
Product: cytochrome P450 26C1
Exons: 6
Coding region: 1-1692 (563 amino acids)
Biological process (GO): sterol metabolic process
Molecular function (GO): oxidoreductase activity, acting on paired donors, with incorporation or reduction of molecular oxygen; monooxygenase activity; heme binding
Source: RefSeq, a predicted model, not a curated record